Molecule: messenger RNA, 782 nt
Organism: Mus musculus (house mouse)
Lineage: Eukaryota; Metazoa; Chordata; Mammalia; Rodentia; Muridae
Gene: Reg3d
Product: regenerating islet-derived 3 delta
Exons: 6
Coding region: 58-585 (175 amino acids)
Biological process (GO): signal transduction
Cellular component (GO): extracellular region
Molecular function (GO): carbohydrate binding
Source: RefSeq, marked validated
GUGAAAUCACCUCUGUGCUGUCAAAGCAUUGCAGACCUCUGUAUAGACAGAUAUACCAUGGUGUCUCACAAGACCCUUCAUAGCAUGUCCUGGAUGCUACUGUGUUGCCUGAUGUCCCUUUCUUGGGUACAAGGUGAACAAUCCCAGAAAAAACUGUCUUCUCCACGCAUCAGCUGUCCCCAAGAAGCCCAAGCUUAUGGCUCCUAUUGCUAUUUACUGAUUCUGGAACCACAGACCUGGGCUAAUGCAGAGAUCCACUGCCAGAAGCAUUUCUCAGGACACCUGGCAUUUCUGCUCACUUAUGGUGAAAUUAUCUUUGUGUCCUCUCUGGUGAAAAACAGUUUGACCACAUUCCCAUACAUCUGGAUUGGACUCCAUGAUCUGUCACUUGGGAGUUUGCCCAAUGAAAAUGGAUGGAAGUGGAGCAGCUCUGACCCUCUGACCUUCUAUAACUGGGAGAUACCACCCUCCAUGUCUGCACACCACGGCUACUGUGCAGCUUUGUCUCAGGCCUCAGGUUAUCAGAAGUGGAGAGAUUAUUAUUGUGACACAAUAUUUCCCUAUGUCUGCAAAUUCAAGGGUUAGGCCAGUUCUGAUUUCAACUGCCUGAAAGUAUCCUGAAGAUCACAUAGACAAAGGAGCAAGCAUGAUGGCUCACCAAGAAAGUCCUUCUCACACCCCGACACCGAAUUCCUCAUCUCAUCUCUGCUGUUCUUCCAUAAGUGUAUUCUCUGGGGACUCUGGCCUAAGGAUUCGGAGAACAAUAAUAAAAUUUAGUCAAU